UUGGAUAUUAAAAACUGAUUUUUUGAAAGCACGACACAAUGAACUUACAAGAAGAAUACGUAUCGGACUGCGAAAGCGAUGAGGAUUAUUAUGUCGAUUUGUUGACUUCAGGCAAGGGUAGUGAUGAGAGUGAAAGUGAUAUGUCGAACAAGUCUGAAAAAUACCCAGUCCUAAAAUCAAAGCAUACUGCAAAGGCAUUGCGGAAAACAAGGCAUUCUGACGGAGAUAAUAAGGAAUACAGGUCUAAGGAGUGUGACGACCUUCAUUCCGAAGAGGAGUCUGAAAAAUCGCGGUCGGAUGCUUUAUGGGCCGAUUUUCUUGGCGACGUGGUUACUAAAAGCGUAAUCAACAAAAAAACAGAUUAUACGGGGGGAAAUUCGGCAAGUGCCACCAAUACUUCGCAUGAGACUUGUAAUAAAUAUGAUAAAAACGCUACGGCAAUAAUAAAAACUACACAUCAAUACGGUACCAAAACCACUACGCCUUCUUCAGUUUCCAGACUCGGAAAAAUUAAACGACUGUCCUCUGAAAAAGGUAUCGGUACCAUGAUAAAUAAAUUUGAAAAGAAAAAGAAAUUGACAGUGCUUGAAAGGUCACAAUUGGAUUGGAAAAACUUUAAACAAGACGAAGGCAUAGACGAACUUCUGUGCUCGCAUAACAAAGGCAAGGACGGGUAUUUGGACCGUCAAGACUUUUUGGAGAGAACCGAUCUUCGGCAGUUUGAAAUUGAAAAGAAGUUGCGGCUGUCUCGCAGGCCAUACUAACGGCUUAACCAACGUCGACUUGUGUUUAUAAACUGGCAAAUUAGACGCUUUCGGAGCGCUCACUUCUUUAAAUAACGAAAAUACAUUAAAUUAUGUUCAAUAACAAAAUAAAAAAAUGGUUCUUUCACCAAUUCAAUCAAAA
This is a messenger RNA of Drosophila sechellia, 906 nucleotides long. It is a transcript of the gene Yeti, whose product is annotated as yeti. Gene Ontology annotation, cellular component: Swr1 complex. The record is from RefSeq and is a predicted model, not a curated record. Lineage: Eukaryota; Metazoa; Arthropoda; Insecta; Diptera; Drosophilidae. The transcript is spliced from 2 exons. Bases 39 to 764 code for a protein of 241 amino acids.